Geodia barretti is the source of this 1515-nucleotide messenger RNA. The record is from the annotation of a GenBank genome assembly. Lineage: Eukaryota; Metazoa; Porifera; Demospongiae; Tetractinellida; Geodiidae.
AUGCAAUCGGUGGUCGUCGCCUACUCGGGCGGCGUCGACAGCGCGUUGCUCUCCGUGGCAGCCCAUCGUGCGCUGGGCCAGCGCGCCCUCGCCGUGACCGCGAUAUCGCCGGCCCUGGCCGCUCGAGAUCUGGGCGACGCGGAAAGCGUUGCUCAUCAGUUCGGGCUCAACCACCGCGUCAUACACACCGACGAAUUGCAGCGAGAAGGCUACGUGGCCAACUCCCCCCAGCGGUGCUAUUUCUGCAAGACGGAACUCUACGACCAAUUGGCGGCUUUGGCGUCCGCGGAGAGCUACGCAUGGGUCGCCAACGGGGCAAACACCGACGACCUGGGCGACUACCGUCCCGGAAUGACCGCCGCCGCCGAGCACAACAUCCGCAGUCCCAUGGUGGAAGCGGGGAUGGAUAAAGCGCAGGUGCGCGCCGCCGCGCUCUGGCUGGGCGUCCCGUUGUGGGACAAGCCGGCGCAGCCGUGUCUCUCGUCUCGCAUCCCGUAUGGCACGCCGGUCACCGUGGAGUCGCUGCGGCGCAUCGAGGCGGCCGAGGACAUCCUGCGGGACCUGGGCCUACGCGAGGUGCGGGGCCCGCCAUCACGACAAGCUGUGCCGCAUCGAGGUGGGCGCCGACGAGAUGGAACUGGCAUUUGCCCACCGCGACGAGAUCACGCGGCGGCUGAAAGAGCUGGGGUAUCUCUGGGUGUCCCUGGACCUGAACGGCCUGCGCUCCGGCAGCCUCAACGACGUGCUGCGGAUAGUCGAGACGGCCCGACGGCCGUGAAAACCGCCUACAUCCAGUCCGUCGGCGGCGCCAGCGGCGAUAUGCUCCUCGGCGCGCUGCUGGACGCUGGCCUGCCCCUGGACACCGUGAAAGAGGCCGUUAAUGCCCUCGGCAUCCCUGGCGUCGAAAUCGCGAUGGCCACCGAGAUGCGCUGCGAGGUACGGGGCACGCGCGCCCUGGUGGACGUGUCGGCAGCGCCGCGCUACAGCCCGCGGCAGAUGCUGGACGCCGUGGCAGGGGCAGCCGCAUUGUCCGCCCACACCCGCGAACGCGCCACCGCCGCGCUCAACGCCCUCUUUGCCGCCGAGGCCCGGGUACACGGGGACGAUCCCGACCAGAUCCACCUGCAUGAGCUGGGCACGGCCGACACACUGGUUGACGUGGUGGGCGUCGUGCAUGGGUUGGAACAGUUGGGCGUAGAGCGCGUCUAUGCCGCGCCGUUGGUGUUGGGCGAACCGGGCGGCCCGAGGAGACCUGGCGGCUACAGCAACCCAGCGCCGGCGACGCUGGAGAUCAUUGCCGCGUCCGGAGCGCCGGUCGCGCCGGAGCGGGCUUUUCAUGCCGGCGUGGGGGAGUUGACCACGCCAACGGGCGCGGCCCUGAUAACCACGCUGGCCGAAGAGUUUCGCCAGCCGGCCCUGGCACUGAAUCGCAUCGGCGUGGGCGUCGGCGGCAAGGACCCGGCUGCCUUUCCCAAUGUGUUGCGUCUGUGGCUGGGGCGAAACCGUCGGCGCUGA